Messenger RNA from Bombus terrestris (buff-tailed bumblebee), 654 nucleotides. RefSeq names its product histone-lysine N-methyltransferase SETMAR-like. Bases 1 to 654 code for a protein of 217 amino acids. The record is from RefSeq and is a predicted model, not a curated record. Gene Ontology annotation, molecular function: nucleic acid binding. NCBI's taxonomy places the organism in Eukaryota, Metazoa, Arthropoda, Insecta, Hymenoptera, Apidae. The transcript has 2 exons.
AUGCCACGCAUGUGGCAAACAAAAUGUGCGCUGUUUGGUAACGGUAUUAUAAACGAAAGAACUGUGCGGAAGUGGUUUGCUAAGUUUGAAGCUGGUGAUACCAGCCUUGAAGAUCAAGAAUGCCCUGGUAGGCUCUCCCCCACUGAUGAAAAUCAAAUCAAAACACCGAUUCAGAAUAACCCACGCUACACGACACAUGAAUUAUGGAAUGAAUUACCUUUAGCCACUCCAAAAGCUGAUCUUCAUCCGAAGAAAGCCAUGCUCGGUGUCUGUUGGAACUGGAAAAGAAUGCUAUAUCAUAAGCUUCUACCAAACAACCAGGAGAUAAAUUCGAACAAGUAUUGCUCGCAAUUAGCCGAAUUAAAGACAGCAAUUGAACAAAAAUGUCCAGAACUAGCUAAUCGGAAGUGCGUCAUGUUUCAUAAGGACAAUGCGCGGCGUCAUGUAUCUUUGAUUACUCGACAAAAAGCGUUGAAGCUUGGUUGGCAUGUGCUAUCCCACCCACCGUAUUCACCAGACGUUGCACCCUCAGAUUUUCACCUAUUUAGGUCAUUACAAAAUUCUCUUAAUGGCGAAAACUUUAACUCUUUGGUCGACAUAGAAAAUCACAUUGAAAAGUUUUUCGCCGAAAACCCUGCAAGGAUGGAAUUGUAG